AUGGAAAACACAAAAGACGUCUUCUCUGGUCCACAUCUGUGGGGCAAUGGCAGCCUCUUCUUCAACAACACAGCGGCUAACAGCAGCUCCCUCGGGUCUCUUGUGUCAUCAGAGAUGGACAAGGCUAUCAACAUAAUUAUGAUCGUCGUCCUCUUUAUCACCAUGGUAUCGAUGGGAUGCACCAUGGAGGUGUCCAAGAUCAAGGCUCACUUAGUGAAACCAAAGGGGGUGGCAAUCGCCCUGGUGGCCCAGUACGGUGUCAUGCCUUUAACAGCCUUCUGCUUAGCUAAGGCGUUCCAGCUGGGUCGAAUGGAGGCCGUGUCAGUGCUGCUGUGUGGCUGCUGCCCUGGAGGAAGCCUCUCCAACCUGCUGGCUCUGGGCCUGCAGGGGGACAUGAACCUGAGCAUUGUGAUGACCACCUGCUCCACAGUGCUGGCACUGGGCAUGAUGCCUCUGCUGCUCUACCUGUACUGCCAGGGUUUCUCCAAUUUGCAGGACGCCGUGCCCUACAUUGACAUCAUCCUGGCCCUGGUCAUGAUCCUCAUACCGUGCGGUGUCGGCAUCCUCAUCAACUACUACAGGCCGCAGUACGCCAAAUACAUCACCAAGGUUGGCCUGACGAUACUGAUGGUUGCCGUGGUGGCGGUUGGUGUCAUGUAUCAUGUGGGAAUGGGGCACUCAGUCCUGGCAAUACUGUCUCCAACGCUCAUGACCAUCGCUUUUCUCAUGCCAUUAAUUGGCUACAUCUUUGGAUACGUCGUCUCCUGGGUCUGCAAACUCAGUCGACCGGAACAGAGGACCGUUGCCAUGGAAACAGGCUGCCAGAACAUCCAACUUUGCACCACCAUCCUGAAGGUGGCCUUUCCACCGGAAAUAAUCGGCCCCCUCUUUCUGUUCCCGUUGGUCUACGUAACCUUCCAGCUGACGGAGGCUGCAGUCCUCAUCCUGGUGUUCAGGUGUUACCAGCUUUUGAAGCCCAAAAAGAAAGAGACGUACCAGCCUGCAGCCACUGCUGUCCCAGAGGUGGUAAAAGAGCCAUCUGACCGAGCUGUAUGAUGAACGGACCUCACAAAACCAUCCUUGGUUCACUCACAGGCUUGUGUACAACUGAACACACACAUGGAAGAUAUAUCCAAGCAGCCUGCCUGUACUGUUGUUUCGGAUCUCAGAAGUCAAUGAUAUGAGCUCUGAAUAGGCCAGUGCUCAAUAUUGUGCAACAGGCAGUAUCGCCUAGUCGUUUUACUGCUUUUUUAUGAAACGCUGGUUGACAGCUUUUGUAAAAAUUUGUCGACAUUUAACUUGGAAA
Molecule: messenger RNA, 1306 nt
Organism: Myripristis murdjan (pinecone soldierfish)
Lineage: Eukaryota; Metazoa; Chordata; Actinopteri; Holocentriformes; Holocentridae
Gene: slc10a1
Product: solute carrier family 10 member 1
Exons: 7
Coding region: 1-1056 (351 amino acids)
Biological process (GO): bile acid and bile salt transport
Cellular component (GO): membrane
Molecular function (GO): bile acid:sodium symporter activity
Source: RefSeq, a predicted model, not a curated record